This is a messenger RNA of Lodderomyces beijingensis, 2874 nucleotides long. The record is from the annotation of a GenBank genome assembly. NCBI's taxonomy places the organism in Eukaryota, Fungi, Ascomycota, Pichiomycetes, Serinales, Debaryomycetaceae.
AUGGCUAAACCUACUGCAGCUAAGAUCAAGGCAGCAGCAGCAGCAGCAGCGGCCGCGAAUAGCAAAAAGAAAACCGGGGACAAUGGCUGGACAAUUGACCCAUUGGAAGAACCAGUUUUCAAACAAGGAAUCACUAGAGAGUAUUUGGUGACGGACGCAACGGCCACUUUGGUCAAGAAAAGGUCUCUUACCAAUAAGGACCUCUUGUUUCUUGCGUUGCUAGCAUUUGUGGGCGUGUUUGUUAGAAUGUACAACUUGUCCCUGCCGGAUUCGGUUGUGUUUGAUGAAGUGCAUUUUGGUGGAUUUGCAAGAAAGUAUAUCUUGGGCACCUUCUUUAUGGAUGUCCAUCCUCCGUUGGCCAAGAUGUUGUUUGCUUCAGUGGGUGCCAUUGGCGGAUUCUCAGGCGACUUUGAAUUCAAGUCUAUUGGUGACAAGUUCCCCGAGAGUACCCCUUAUAUCUUUAUGAGACAGUUUCCUGCCUUGUUGGGUGUCGGUACUGUUGUUUUGUGCUAUUUGACAUUGCGCCAAUCCGGCGUCAGACCAAUCAUUGCAUUCAUCACCUCAUUUUUAUUGAUUAUUGAAAACUCAAAUGUCACCAUUUCGAGGUAUAUCUUGUUGGAUUCGCCAUUAAUCUUUUUCAUUGCCGCUGCUAUUUACUCUUGGAAAAAAUUUGAAAUCCAAGUGCCAUUCACAUUAUCGUGGUAUAGAGCUUUACUCUCGACUGCUUUUGCCUUGGGAUUGGCUUUAAGCUCGAAAUGGGUUGGAUUAUUCACCGUUGCUUGGGUGGGCUUUUUAUGUGUUUACCAAAUGUGGUUUAUUAUUGGUGACUUGUCCGUUUCCACUAAAAAAGUCUGGGCCCAUUUCUUUCUUAGAGGAUUCACCUUGUUGGGCGUUCCAAUAGUCUUGUAUUUGGGCUUUUUCGCCGUUCACUUUCAUUUGUUGUCUAAAGAAGGCGAUGGUGGUGCAUUCAUGAGCAGUGCUUUUAGAGCAGGCUUGGAAGGAAACAAAAUCCCCACUGACGUUGUUGAACAAGUUGGUUUAGGUUCAGUGGUGACCUUGCGCCACGUUGACACCCAAGGUGGCUACUUGCACUCUCACGACCAUUUUUACCCCACCGGUUCAAAACAACAACAAAUCACCUUGUACCCCCACUUGGACUCCAACAAUAAGUGGUUGAUUGAACCAUAUAAUGGCACCAUAUACAACGACACAUUUGUCCCCUUAAUCAACGGUAUGAAGAUUAGAUUGAAGCAUGUCAACUCGGGCAGAAGAUUGCACUCGCACGAUGAAAAACCACCCGUUAGUGAACGUGAUUGGCAAAAGGAGUGUUCAUGUUACGGAUACUCUGGAUUCGCCGGUGACGCUAAUGACGACUGGACAGUUGAAAUUGUGCAGCACAGAACUAAAGACCCCAAUGCCAAAGUCUUUGUUGAAGCUUUAAAGACUAUUUUCCGUUUAAGACACGCCAUGACUGGGAACUACCUUUUUUCAAGCGAGGUGAAAUUACCAGAUUGGGGAUUUGGCCAACAAGAGGUCACCGCGGCAUCACAAGGCCAGAGACAUUUAACACACUGGUAUAUCGAACAAAACGAAAAUAACAUUUUGCCCGAUGAUCAAAAAAUUAUUAUUAAUUACCCCGAGUUGAGUCUUUGGGAAAAAGUUGUUGAGUCCCAUCGCAAAAUGUGGAAAAUCAAUUCAGGAUUAACUGAUCAUCACCAUUGGCAAAGCGACCCCACCGAAUGGCCAUUCUUGAGAAGAGGUAUCAACUACUGGUCAAAAGAACAUAAACAAGUGUAUCUCUUGGGUAACGCUGUUACUUGGUGGGGAGCAACUGCAUUCAUUUUCGCCUUUGGAAUCUACACUUUUAUCACUGGAUUGAGGUGGUAUUUGGGCACGCCGCUUUCAACAAACAAGGAAGUUUUCAACUUCAACGUGCAAGCAUUCAGCUAUGUUCUCGGGUGGGGAUUACAUUACGUGCCCUUUUUCAUCAUGGGGAGACAAUUGUUUUUGCACCAUUACCUCCCAGCUUUAUACUUUGGAAUCCUCGCGUUGGGACACUUUCUCGAGCUUUUGACAAACUAUUUGACUUCAAGAUCAAGAUUAUUGCAACAGAUUGCCCUCACGCUUGUUGGUGGGUUCACCAUAUUAUCGACGAUUUUCUACAUCAACUAUUCACCUUUGAUCUACGGUGCACCAUGGACCAAGGCUGGAUGUGAAGUGUCAAAGCCAUUCAAAUCAUGGGAUUAUGAUUGCAACAACUUCCACAAGAGCUUGGCGGAAUAUGCAUUCCCUGAAGAAAGUGCCGCACCGGUAUCAUCGGCAAAGGAAACAGUGGCUGCUGAAGCCAAGCGUACAUCAAGCUCAAAAAAGCCAAAGAAUGCCCAACAGGAGAAACAUAUUGAAAGCCCCUUUGCGGAAAAUAAGCAAGCUUCAAAACAAGAAGUUGAACAGUUGGCUCCUCCUGAACCCAGAGUGGAUACACCCAAGGUUGAAGAGAAAUCAGAAAACCCAAUCGUUGAUGAAUCUGAAAUAAAGCUUGAAGAAGCAAUUGGCCAAGCAAAAGAUAUUGCCAAACCAGUUCUUGAUGAAGUAGUUGAGCCCGCUGCUGAAGUGGAGGAAGAGGUGGCUCAAAAUGUAAACGAAGCUAAGGGUGAAGUCGAGGAAGCAGUCGAUGAAGUCGAAGAAGGAGAAAAAGGAGAAGAUGAGGAAGAGGAAGGAGAAGGCGAAGGAGAUGAAGAAGAAGAAGAAGAAGAAAAAGGCGAACAAGAUAAAAAAAAAGUUGUUGAAGAGGUUGAGGAAGUGAAGGAGGAAGUCAAGUCAGCAGCACCGCCUAAGGUAGAAGUUGCAGAUGCGCAUGUAGAAGCUUUAAUCUAA